UCCCGGGGCGCAGCAGCUGCUGAUCCGGCGGGGCGCGGCGGGAUCCGCGACCGAGGCGGCGCUCGGCGCGCGGGUUCUUCCGCAGCAGCGCAGUCCAGGCCGAGGGGAAUCCUUCUGCAGCUCCAGCAGCCGGAAAUGGCGUAUCAGUCAACGCGGGAAACGCCAUGGGGCACCAUGGAGGGGAGCAGCCUUGGCAAGCAACAAGGCCAUGCCGUUCUGGAGGUCCCAGGCCAUUCUGGAGGUCCCGGGCCGUCGGGGGUCCAGCCCGGCAGCCCCUUGGAGGGGGAGGACCCUGAACUCCGGCUGAUCCUGGUCGGGAAGACUGGAGGUGGGAAGAGCGCCACGGGCAACACCAUCCUCGGCCGCAGGGAAUUCGAGUCCAUCUUGGGGGCAACGACAACAACCCUGAGGUGCCAAAGAGGGCAGGGAAGCUGGCGUGGCAUGAAGAUUUCCGUGGUCGACACGCCAGCCAUUUUUGAUUCCGAUGACUUCAAUGAGAUGGUGCGACGUGAGAUCAUGGCUUGCAUUGAGCUCUCCCGGCCUGGCCCCCACGCCCUGAUUUUCGUGACCCAGGUGGGGCGCUUCACCGCAGAAGACGCGGCAGCCGCAAAGCGCGUCCAGGAUAUCUUCGGGGCAGAGUCCGCCCGGCACACGAUCGUCCUCUUCACCUGCAAGGAGGACCUGGGAGGGGACCCCCUGCAGAAGUACCUCCGAGAGUCCAACAACAGGGCUCUGCGGGCCCUGAUCCGGCAGUGCGGGCAGCGCGUCUGCGGGUUUAACAACAAGGCCGGGGGGGCCGAGCGGGAGGGGCAGGUCUCUGAGCUGAUGGGGAUGGUGCAGGGGAUCGUUUCGGGGGAGGGGGGGAGAUAUUACGUCAGCCAGCUGUACUUGGAGCCCAUCUUGCAGGAUGCCCAAGUCAGAUCUUUCCUGGCCAAGAAAAUCAGGAAUCGGGCAGCACUGGGACCUUGGCGUUCCAAAAGCAGUUGGAUAUUUUUUAUUUUGUCGCUUGGCUUCAUGGCAGUGAUUGUGAUUGUGAUUGUUCUCAUUGUCCAUCUUUCAUGAAUUCUUUCCAAGCUUUUCGGACGAAGGGGAAGGUGCUGUGUCUGCAUGGGCACGUGAGAGACAGGGAGGGUUCUUCAUCUUCCCUCCCCCAAUGUCUCUUCGCUUCUUUCCACCAUUACUCAAAAGAAGAGCCAUUGUGCUAUGUGGAGAUUCCUGCCAAGUUAGUCACGUUAUUUGAAUAUUGUGCGGAUUUGUCCUGAUGACAGUGGACAUGCAGGACCCGACGAGAGCAGGAGGGGAUACGGAGGAUGCUGGGAGAGCCCCAGUUCCCUCCCUUCCUGAGCCCAGUGGGUCACCAGCCUGCUUUCCCUGUCACCAGGCCUUGGACACUAACGGUCAGCACCUGGGUGGGUCUCAAAAGCUGAGCAGAUUGGAGACCUGGGGAAACCCCGGGGAGGGGGCUGGACUGGGGAAUCCAAAGGGGGG
Candoia aspera is the source of this 1488-nucleotide messenger RNA. It is a transcript of the gene GIMAP2, whose product is annotated as GTPase, IMAP family member 2. NCBI's taxonomy places the organism in Eukaryota, Metazoa, Chordata, Lepidosauria, Squamata, Candoiidae. Bases 136 to 1062 code for a protein of 308 amino acids. The record is from RefSeq and is a predicted model, not a curated record. The transcript is spliced from 4 exons. Gene Ontology annotation, molecular function: GTP binding.